AUGUCUUGGGAUAAAAAUGCUGAAGUGAUGGCUCAGAUUCUUAGCACCCACAUGGCAGUUCACACUUCUGUUCAGGCCUCUAAUGAGAAGCUAGGAAGAAAGAGUAGUCAGGACCUGGGAGGGAAGAUAUUCACAACAAGGCUAUCUACCCUAAAGCAGUUCCCUACCUCUCUGUUGGCAGGCUUGUUAGAUGGCAGAGACCAAGAAUUCAAGACAGUUGAUGGCCAGAUUUUUGUUGAUAGAGAUGGUGCUUUGUUUAGUUUCAUUUUAGAUUUUCUGAGAAAUGAGCUUGUAUUCUCUGACUUUUCAGAAUAUUUUAGGCUUCAGAGAGAAGCUCUUUUCUGACUUGAUUCUCUUGUUGAUCUCUUAAGCCAGCACCUGCUACAAUCAAGACCUGCUGUCAUGGAGGUGCAUUUCCUAAACCAAAAUAAUCCAGCCUUCUUCAGAGUGUUUAGCUUUUGUAGCAAAACAAUUGAGCUGCUAACUAGGAGGAUUACAGUGUUUGUAGAGCAACCUGCAGCACUGCCCCGGAGCAGUAACCCCUUCCCUCCUCAGAUGACUUUACUUCCACUGCCUCCACAAAGACCUUCUCACCAUGACCUGGUUUUCUACUGUGGCUCUGAUGGCAUUAUUGAAAACCACACUGGAGUCAGGUACAUAUCCAUAAAGCCUGAUAACAAAAAAAUGACUAAUGGAACAAAUGUCUUUGUCUUGCUGAUUGAUACUUUAUUAAAGGAAGGCUUUCAUCUGGUCAGCACUAGAACCUCAGCCUCUGGAGACAAAAGUGAAUGCUAUGUCUUUGAAGGGAUCCCUGGGGGCAAUAAAACACCCAAACCAGAAACUACUACCAUACCAGCAUCAUCUCAGAAAUGACUGUUAAAGAGACAGUGAGGGGAAAAUGCUCUUUGUUUGGAAGCUUCAUACUUGGAGCAUGUAUGUUAGUCAGAGUUGUACUUAGUUUGACUUUGGAUGUUCUCUCCUAUCUGCCUUCUUGCUGCUGGGCAAACCAGGCCCCAGCAGUGCUUAAAGCCACCCUGCAUGCUCUUUCAAAACAACACUGUACCUGUGCUUUAGCACUUGCUCCUUUAAAGCCUUUUGCCAUGAAAUCUCAUAACUUCUAAAAAUGGGCUCUGGACUUGGACUGUGUCUGAUCCUAGUUUGGUCAUUUAUUAGCUAGGUGACUUAAGGCAUUUAACAUUUUUGUGUUUCAGCUUUAUCUAUUAACUAGGAACUCCCUCAUAGGUUAUGUGUGUGGUGGUUAAGGGGAACAAAGUUCUUAUUGUUGCCUGGCAUGUGGUAGGUACUCAGUAACUGUUAAUAAUGAUAAUGAUCAUGGGUCACUUACUUUCAAGCCCAUCUCUUUUCUGAGGCCUCCUUUUCUUCUUGCCCUUUUGUUUACCUGCAGUGUCAGGGAUUGAACCCUCAUGCAUGCAAUGUGUGCAUAUGACGACUUGUACCCCUCAGCAGCUGAUCAUUCUGCAUAG
Cricetulus griseus (Chinese hamster) is the source of this 1484-nucleotide messenger RNA. The record is from RefSeq and is a predicted model, not a curated record. Lineage: Eukaryota; Metazoa; Chordata; Mammalia; Rodentia; Cricetidae.